Messenger RNA from Closterium sp. Yama58-4, 765 nucleotides. NCBI's taxonomy places the organism in Eukaryota, Viridiplantae, Streptophyta, Zygnematophyceae, Desmidiales, Closteriaceae. The record is from the annotation of a GenBank genome assembly.
AUGAUCGGCCAACCUGACCUAAGCCCGUCUUCGUUCCGCCGUCGCAGCCUGCCAGGCGACUACGGGUUCGAUCCGCUCGGCCUGUCGGACCCGGAGGGGGCGGGCGAGUUCGUGUGCCCCCGAUGGCUGGCGUACGCGGAGGUGGUGCACGCGCGGUGGGCCAUGCUGGGCGCGCUGGGGAUGGUCGCGCCGGAGAUGCUGGGCGAUCUGGGCGUCAUCCCCGCGCGCACGGGCGUCGAGUGGUUCCGCUCGGGCGUCAUUCCGCCGCUCGGCGCGUUCGACUACUGGGCUGACCCCUACGCGCUCUUCGUCGCGCAGGCGGCGCUGCUGGCAUUCGCGGAGCACCGGCGCGCGCAGGACUACUACGACUCGUUUGAUCCGUCCGCGAUGUCCGCUGGGUGCGAUCAUCCUCACGCGCAGCUCAUCCCACGCCGUCCGUCCUUCCCCCUCGUGUCGCGCGUCCUGGCAGCGCCCGGCUACGGCGCGGCGACGCCAUUUUUCGGCCUCGAGCGGCUGCUGGGCGGCUCCAAGCGCCCCGCGUAUCCCGGCGGGCCGUUCUUCAACUUCGCGCGCCUUGGACGCUCCAGGGCGGAGAUGCGCGCGCUGCGCACGGCGGAGUUGAAGCACGGGCGCGUGGCGAUGGCGGCGUGCGCGGGAUAUUUCGCGCAGGCGGCGGUGACGGGGAGCGGGCCGUGGCGCAACGUGGUGGAACACGUCGCGGAUCCCGCGGGCCACAACCUGCUGGCGCUCGUGGGGCUGCUGUGA